Messenger RNA from Episyrphus balteatus (marmalade hoverfly), 2745 nucleotides. It is a transcript of the gene Men-b, whose product is annotated as NADP-dependent malic enzyme. The record is from RefSeq and is a predicted model, not a curated record. Gene Ontology annotation, biological process: pyruvate metabolic process; malate metabolic process. The transcript is spliced from 8 exons. Gene Ontology annotation, molecular function: malate dehydrogenase (decarboxylating) (NAD+) activity; malate dehydrogenase (decarboxylating) (NADP+) activity; NAD binding. The coding region runs from base 193 to 2067 and encodes 624 amino acids. Lineage: Eukaryota; Metazoa; Arthropoda; Insecta; Diptera; Syrphidae. Gene Ontology annotation, cellular component: mitochondrion.
UCGGGAAACAAUUGUCGGCGGAGUCUUCAAAAAGUAUAAAAAAAACAAACCCCUUUCCAUAUACAAAAAAAAAAAAAAAUAGAUUCUUCCUUCGUCUACUACAGAAUCAAACAAAACUGAAAAUAAAAUUCAUCUUCAAAAUUGAAUGAAGCGAUCUCAAUUAAUUAAUUGUAAUAAAAACAAUAAACAAUAAUGUUCACUCGUCCAAUCUUAAAUGCUAAUUUGGCAAAAAUUUGCUCCGUGGCGCGGCAUAACAACCCAACAACAACAACGGCAGCGGCAACAUGCGGUGGUGCUGGCAAUGAAAUUCAAACCCGACAAUAUCAUGAAGUUGUCGGUGAUAUCAUUUGUCCAUCACAGGUGCUGGGAAUUGAUCACCUUAGGGAUCCCAGGAUGAAUAAGGGUUUGGCCUUUACAUUGGAAGAGAGACAAGUGUUGGGUAUCCACGGUCUGCAACCGGCCCGUUUCAAGACACAAGAAGAACAGCUGGAACUGUGUAAAAUAUCAAUCAAUCGCUACACCGUUGAUUUGAAUAAAUACCUUUAUCUCACUGAUCUGCAAGAUCGUAAUGAGCGUCUCUUCUUCCGAUUGUUAUCGGAAAAUAUUGAAGAUCUGAUGCCUAUUGUCUAUACACCAACUGUAGGGCAAGCGUGUCAGAAAUUCGGUCUCAUCUACAGACGUCCCCGUGGAUUGUUUAUUACAAUCAAUGAUAGAGGCCAUGUUUAUGAUGUUCUCCGUAAUUGGCCCGAUCCAGAUGUACGUGCAAUUUGUGUAACAGAUGGUGAACGUAUUCUUGGUUUGGGAGACUUGGGUGCUUGCGGCAUGGGUAUUCCUGUGGGUAAACUUGCCCUUUACACUGCCUUAGCCGGUAUUAUGCCACAUCAGUGUUUACCCAUUCAAAUCGAUGUGGGUACAAAUAACCAACAACUCUUGGAAGAUCCUCUCUAUGUUGGUUUGAGACAGAAAAGAGUUACAGGCGAAGCCUAUGAAGAACUCAUAGAUGAGUUCAUGGAAGCUGUAGUCAAACGUUAUGGCCAAAAUACCCUUAUUCAAUUUGAGGAUUUUGGCAAUCACCAUGCAUUCUCGUUGUUGGACAAAUAUAAGAACACUCAUUGUACUUUCAACGAUGAUAUCCAAGGAACAGCUGCUGUAGCAGUUGGAGGCUUGUAUGCUUCAAAACGUAUCACCGGCAAGAAUAUUGCCGAAAAUAAGAUUUUGUUUGCUGGAGCUGGUGAAGCAGCUAUUGGUAUUGCUGAUCUUUGUGUGAAAGCUAUGAUGGCUGAGGGACUUUCACAAGAGGAAGCACGUAACAACAUUUGGAUGUACGAUAUCGACGGUCUUCUCACAACAACCCGAACAGUUGGUGAUUUAGUUGGCCACAAAGCAUACUACGCCAAAGAUGUGGAACCCGAAAAAGAUUUACUCAAUGUAGUCAAAAAAAUAAAGCCAUCUAUUCUUAUUGGAGCAUCGGCUGCAACUGGACUUUUCUCCAAAGAAAUUCUCAACAUUAUGGCGGAAAAUAAUGAGCGUCCUAUCAUCUUUGCCUUAUCAAAUCCAACAAGUAAAGCUGAAUGCACUGCCCAUGAUGCUUAUCAUGCCACUGAGGGUCGUGUGAUCUUCUCAUCGGGAUCACCUUUCCCACCCGUUGAAUUCAAUGGAAAAACAUUCUACCCUGGACAAGGUAACAAUGCUUACAUCUUCCCUGGUGUUGCCCUUGGUGUCAUUGCUACCGGUACGCAUCAUAUUCCCGACGAUAUGUUCCUAAUUGCUGCCCAGGAACUGUCGAAAUUUGUCGAACAAAGUGAUUUGGAGAAAGGAUCACUCUACCCACCGCUCAGCAAGAUCAAAGAGGUGUCGAUGCGAAUUGCUAUUGGCGUUACAGAAUGUGCCUAUGCUAAAGGACUCGCAUCAACUUAUCCCGAACCAAACGACAAACGCAGUUGGCUGGAAAAGCAGCUUUACAACCACAAUUACAUGAGUUCCAUGCCAGUGACAUGGCCUUGGCCAAAAGCCCAAGAACUUAAAACUCGCGAAUUGGAACCCACUCAGCUGUUCAAAGAGAAAUAAGUUAAUGGUUAGGUCUUCUAUUACAAAAACAACAACUAAAAACAGAAAAAACAGCUAGCUAGGCCAACUUACACUCUCAUUUUAAUUUAUUUUUAUUUAAUUUAUUUAGUGUAAAGUAGCCGUAAGCUUAUCUUUAACAAAAAAAAAAAAAACUAAAAACAAAAAAGUAAAAUAAAAAAAUGUGGUGCGUCUAAUUAAGUUCAGUCGAGGAGUGAGAAACAAUAUCAAAAGAGAUAAAGCUAAAAACAAAAAAACAGUAUUCUGUCAUUCAUCGAGUCAUUAACAAACAAAACAAUAAAAAUCUAAAAAAAAAUUAAUAAAAAAGUCGACCACUACUACUUCAAAGCCGGCUAGCGGCGUUAAACAAAAAUAAAACCUAAAAAAAACCUAGUGAUGUUUGUGUCCUUAGAAUAAUUUAUAAAAAACAAAAAUUUAAUUUUAAAAUAAUUAAUUGACUUGCCAGUGAGUAUUUUUUUUUCAUUUUGUUCUUUUUUUUUUCUUUAUAAUUAUUAAACAAAUAUUUUUAUUUUUUUUAAACGUUGUUUUUUUUAUUUGUAAAUAAAAUAACUUGCAGAGAGCUAAAGUUACACUAUUAAGUUCUUCUCUAUCUCAAAAAAUACAAUCAACAAAUUGUAAGUGUCCGGUCACACAUAACAAGUUCAACUAUUUAAUUGAAAA